GUCUUAGAACUACACUCAACCCAUCACUCAGACUCCAGUCAGCUACCUCAUGAUGUCGUCUGACCUAUCUUCCUCCCAUGAUGCUUGGGCAAGCACACCGCCCAAGGCGACGAGACCAAAUUCAUGCUGUGAAUCUCCGAACCUCCUCGGCGAGUGCAUGUUUCUCGGCUUCGUGGCUAUUUUGGGAAUCACUUGCGUGUUGCUCUGCAAGUUGAUUCUGUGGUUAUUCCACAUAGAGAUAGACUUUGGACAACCAGCCUGGCUUCAGUGGCUUCAACGACCUGAGAAGCAAGACGUCAACACCUGGCUCAACGGCCAAAAGUCAAUCAUCAACUUUUCCUUCGCUGGCGUCUCGAAGCCACAAGACACCCUCCGCCUUCGUGCAGCAGCCAACGAGAAUAUUGCCCUUGCCUUCAACAUCACCAAUUCUUUAACUACCGCUUCAACUUCGACCCACAAGAAUUUCCUGAAAAUGGCCUCUGGUAUCAUCAACCGUCCAGGCCGAGACUGGAUCAAGCUCUUUGAGAAAGCCACUUCCACUCUCACAGCUGAACUCCUCCGCGACACAAGCCAACCCCUUCACCUAGCAGAAGCCACCCGAAUAACCUGCCUCAAAGUCGUGCUCAUCGAUAACUUUCAGAUCUCUUCGGGCAGUUUGCCACGGGACUCACUGGUCAUCAUCACCGACGAAAUCAACAACCAAUGGCUUAAAGCCAAGUCGUCUUCGGAGAAACCCGUGAUAUCAUCGCUUCUCAUCCACCACCUCACUGCCCUACAACGCAGGGACCCUCGGUGUUUAUGCUGGCCAUUCGACCAACUAAAGCCGGAGGAAAUCCUCGGUAUGAUCAUGCCCCAAUACGAAACACUCUGGCGCGUCGUCAUGGUCACUUACAUCCUCGCCUUUCACCUCUAUCCUUCGCCUACCCUUCCAUCAAGGAUCUCUUCUGUUCCCGAGUGUCUCGGGACGAGUUCUCUCAAGGAGAGGGAGGCCCUCAAACUGGCAAAAGAAGGCCUCCGUCUCACCCCCUCCAACAAACGCAUCUACCGCCACACCCCUUCCUCCUCCUUCAAGAUCAAAGCCGACCUCGAACUCAUGCACCGGCACCCCUCCAUCUGGGGUCCCACCGCCCUCGAGUUCUCCCCCUCCCGCUUCGACAACCUCAGCCCCCUCCAAACAGAAGCCUACCUACCUUACUCCCUCCGCCCCCACCGCUGCCCAGCCUUUGGGGGGUUCGGAGACCGGAUGGUGACUUGUCUUGUUGUUGCCAUGGGUCGAGUCCUCGACACAAAAGCUGGCAAGGUCUUCAACACUGAACCGACAAAGAGGGCUGGGGUGGUUGAUACAGGGAGAGAUGGGCUGGAGGGGUGGAGAUACCAAAGAGGGUAAAGGGAGAAAAAAAAGUCAAAAGGUUAUGGGCGACCCCGGAAUCGAACCGGGGUUUCUUCGGAUCGUAUGUGAUAUUCUUGCGAAUAACCACAACGAAGCGUCCUGACCACUAGACUAGUCACCCGGUGAGGUAUUUGAGUUUGUUGUUGAGUUUCAGUGGCGGAGUUGGAGGUUUUGAUGGCGUGGGAGGUGGGAGUGCAGAACAGAUGUCCGUAGCCUCUGAACUUAAAUUUGCACACAACACACACAAAUAUUAGACAGAAAUUUUGUCGAGAUAUAUACCACCC
Podospora bellae-mahoneyi is the source of this 1674-nucleotide messenger RNA. RefSeq lists its product as uncharacterized. The record is from RefSeq and is a predicted model, not a curated record. The transcript has 2 exons. Gene Ontology annotation, molecular function: iron ion binding; monooxygenase activity; heme binding. Lineage: Eukaryota; Fungi; Ascomycota; Sordariomycetes; Sordariales; Podosporaceae. The coding region runs from base 50 to 1387 and encodes 445 amino acids.